Gloeophyllum trabeum ATCC 11539 is the source of this 2226-nucleotide messenger RNA. Its product is annotated as glycoside hydrolase family 79 protein. Bases 25 to 1986 code for a protein of 653 amino acids. The transcript has 12 exons. NCBI's taxonomy places the organism in Eukaryota, Fungi, Basidiomycota, Agaricomycetes, Gloeophyllales, Gloeophyllaceae. The record is from RefSeq and is a predicted model, not a curated record.
CGGCGAGCCUGGCCGCUGUUCAGGAUGCAUUUCCUUUCCGUUCUUUUCCCUUUAUUCUUUCUUUCCUCUUCCCUGGCGUCUGUCACGGUCUACAGCCAGAUACCCUUGGCUGGGACGACGACUGCUGCGGCGGCGGCGGCGAACUACACCGGUGCUGCAGCCUACGAUCCAACCGUAUUACAGGCGCCUGCGGUGCCCAGUGAUGUGCCGACAAACUUCCAGAUUCAACUUCAAACGAACGCGGCCAACGUCAAUGGAUUGUCGAUACCGCAGUCCGGGGCCUUCUGGGGCUUUUCGAUAGAAAUGUCCGUCGUGACACAAGUCAUCGGCCUCGACAGCACUUUCAUCCAAGUGCCCUUCCUAAAUCUUAUGGCCAACAUCAAAGAUCGAGCUGGCCGAGUACACGUCCGUGUCGGAGGAAACACCCAAGACUACGCUUACAUGGUCGACAGCAUCGAUAAAGGGCUAGUCAUCCAGAAAGACAAGGGACUGACAACGAACCCGACGGAUACUCCUACGUUGAUGUGGACUCCCGAGCUGAUUUACAUGCUUGCUAACGUGACAGCUCUCGCCAAUGUCAAGUGGUAUCUCGGUAUACCUUUCAACGAUACCUCGAACUGGCGCUUGCAAAUCGCCGAAAUCGGCGACAGUGUAUUGGGCGAUAAUUUGAUUGGCCUGCAAGUUGCCAACGAACCCGAUCUUUACGGCCGGCAUGGACACCGUCCUCUGACAUACAGCCCUUCUGAUUACUAUGGCGAAUUCGGUAAUCUCGUGACGGCUCUGGCAGACGACAACAAUGUGAACAACAAAGCGAACCUCAUUGCCCCUAAUCUGGCGACAGGCGACUGGAUCCCGGAGAACGUUUGGGACACGGGCUUCCUCACCUCCUACGCAAACAGUCUGGGAGCGCUCGCGGUAGAACACUAUCCCGCCGACAACUGUCUCGCCGUAUACGGUGGCAAUGGCUCGCCUGUGGACCCCCAGACUGAGUUCCCGAACUACCUCAACCAUACCUCGGGCUACUCCAUCGUGCAGCCGUAUAUCAACUCGACCCAGAUUGCGGUGUCGAUGGGCAAGCCGUUCUUGAUGAUGGAGACGAACACCGCCAGCUGUGGUGGGUUCCCCGGGAUCAGCGACAGUUUCGGGGCGACGCUCUGGGCACUGGACUAUGGGCUCCAGAUGGCGUACUACAACUUUUCGGGGGCGCUGCUUCAUGUUGGUGGGCAGAAUGUAUACUAUAACCCCUUCACUCCUCCCCCGACGAAUCAGUCGACGUUCCGCCAGUGGACCGUCGGCUCAACGUACUACGCCGCUCUUGUCACUGCGGAGGUCUUCGGUUCCUCCAACCAGUCGCGGAUCGUGGACCUCGGCGCCAAUAACAACAACAUGUACACUCCCGCAUAUGCCAUUUACGAGAACGACGCGCCUUCCAAGGUGGCGUUGUUCAACUAUAUCACCGACCCCACUGGCGCAACCGCGUAUACUGCCGGCAUCCAAUUCGCGGGAGGUCAAGUCCCAUCUUCGGUGAAAGUGAAAUACCUUGUUUCGCCGUCAGUGUCCGAAAAGAAGAACAUCACGUGGGCUGGCCAGACGUUCGGAGACACCCUGUCUUCGGACGGUCGUUUGCAGGGCUCGGAAAGCGUGCAGACCAUCAACUGCGACCAAGGGAACAACGUCUGCAAUGUCCCCGUACCCGCACCUGGCUUCGCGCUCGUCUUCCUUUCCGACUCUGCAUACAGCGACUCCGCGCCCUCCACAACGCAGACGUUCUCCACGACCGCUGUGACAAAGAGCAUCAAUACCGCGACCAUCGCGUCUAGCGUCUUGGCUACGAGCAAUGGGCACAGCGGGUCCGACCGCAAGUUGGGCAGCACGAGUAAGGGGAGCAGUGGUGCCGUCGGUAUGGGGGCCCGGGUUCCUGGGGCUAUGGCCCUGCUUGCCAUGGCGGUGGGCGGCAUAGUUGUCGGCCGUGCGCUCGUGCAGUGAUGUCUUUGGUGUGCGCUCGGACGUUUGCAGAUAAUUUAGUGAGAAUCCUAUACUUAGUUCUUGGGGAUGUUAAUCAGCAGUAGCAGCCUUAUACCAUAACUCCAUUCUUGUAUCGCGAAGAUAUUUCAGUUGUAUACAUACCGCACUAUUGGACCGAACUAGGCGAGAAAUGAUCACUGCUAAGCGUCAAGCGCCAAUCCUGGGCACUGGCUCUGUACACGCCUGAACUUCAUCCUCGUG